AUGUCUUUCGCCGAUCUAAGUAAGACCCAGCGUGACGAAUACGCCGCCUCUUUGGCUAUUUUAGCGCUUUACGACGCUGGUGUCGAGAUCACUGCUGACGCGUUGAACCAAACUUUCAAGGCUUCGGGCAACGACGUGGCUGCUUAUGUGGCUCCACUCUUUGCCGAUUUACUCAACCGUGGCCUGGACGUUGAGAAGUUCCUUGCUGGCCCUUCAGCUGGUGCGGCUCCCGCUGCUAGCACUUCUGCUGGUGACGCUGUUCCUGCUAAGAAGGAGGAGAAGGUCGUUGAGGAAGAAGAAGAAGUUGACAUGGGUGGUGGCAUGGAUAUGUUCGGUGGUGACGAGGACUAUUAG
Molecule: messenger RNA, 354 nt
Organism: Plasmopara halstedii
Lineage: Eukaryota; Oomycota; Peronosporomycetes; Peronosporales; Peronosporaceae
Product: 60s acidic ribosomal protein
Exons: 2
Coding region: 1-354 (117 amino acids)
Biological process (GO): cytoplasmic translation
Cellular component (GO): cytosolic large ribosomal subunit
Molecular function (GO): ribonucleoprotein complex binding; structural constituent of ribosome; protein kinase activator activity
Source: RefSeq, a predicted model, not a curated record